CGAUGUGUCGUUGUUGCUGGUUAUCAUUCGCGUGAUCUGAGUGCGCGGCACAGCGAGCGCUUGACCCGGGGUCGAACUCGGGGUUCGGUCUGCCGGGAGCGAGCGAGUGACCGAGAGCGAAGGACCGAGUGAGGGCCAAGCGAGGGACCGAGUGACCGAGAGCGAAGGAGCGAGCGAGGGACUAAGCGAGGGUUCGAGAGAGAGCCGAGGGAGCGAUCGAGGGAGCGCGCUUCUGCUGCGCACAGGGGGAGGCGGCGCCUCGGCUGAACCGCCCUCAACCAACCCCAUCCCCGCUCCGAGCGCGCGCGUGUGCACGCUGGCACCACAUCACUCUCCCCUCUCUCCUCCGCAUCCAGCCUCCCUCCCUCCCUCCUCCUCCUCAUCCCCUCCCUGGCGGCGCGGGGAGUGAGUGGAGUUGGUGGUCGUGGUCGUGGUGGUGGUCGUGAGCGUCGUGCGUGAGCUUCUCCGAACCCCGGGGUUUAAUCCCCGCGAGCCGAGCGACCCCAAGGGGCCUUUUGAGUUAUUUAUUUAUUUUGUCAUUUAUCGGAAGCUCCGACUUUGUGCCAUUUUGGUGCAGGUCCAUCGCGGAGUCGGUAUGGGAGAUGCAAGGCGACUACUGGUGGCGUUGGCGAUGGUGCUGGCCACGGUGAUGCAUUUUGUGGAGGCUGGAGUGAAGGUGUUCCCGGGAGCGUGCGGAGGCCGCGACUGCGCAGGAGGAUGCAAGUGCUUCCCCGAGAAGGGGGCGAGGGGGCAGCCCGGCAUGCUGGGCCCUCAGGGACCGAAGGGAUUCCUUGGCACGCCGGGGCCCGAGGGAAUUCCUGGGCCCAAGGGCCUCAAAGGGGACACGGGGUCGCCCGGCCUGACAGAAGGGGACGGAGACCCCGGCCCUAUUGGAGUACCUGGGUUUCCUGGAAUUCACGGGACCCCUGGUCACCCGGGGCAGCCGGGCUCACGGGGCUACCCAGGGGCCGACGGCUGUAACGGCACGCGAGGGGACUCGGGCCUCCCAGGCCAGGGUGGCUCACAUGGAACACCCGGCCAAGCGGGAAUUGUGGGACCUAAAGGCCAGAAGGGAGACCCAGCAACCCCUCCUCCUUCGCUCAAGGGCAUGAAGGGCAUACGUGGGAAGCAAGGUUCGAACGGCCUCCCGGGAUCAUCCAUUCCGGGUUUUCCAGGUCAGAUAGGACCGAGGGGCCCUCCUGGAUAUCCCGGCACGCCAGGGCCACCGGGGCUUCCGGGCGAGAAGGGGAACCGUGGCGUUGAGCUGCGCGGCAUGACGGGAGAGAAGGGAGAGGUCGGUCCCCCCGGGCCCCCCGGACGCUUCGCCGUCCCGCUGAAGGGGAGCCGACCCAGCUACCUGCUCAAGGGCUUCAAGGGCGAGCAGGGAGAGCCGGGAGCCCAGGGCUUACCGGGAAAGAUCGGAGAGGCUGGACCUGACGGUCCUCAGAGUGCUGCCAGCGGGAAGGGAGAGAAGGGAAUCACGGGGCUGCCGGGGUCCAGGGGAGAUAAUGGUUUCGAUGGAACUCCUGGCUUUCCUGGCCAAAGGGGUGUCAGCGGUGUCCCCGGAGUCCCGGGUAAAGACGGAAAACCUGGGGUGAAGGGGGACCGAGGGAGUGAAGGCGCCCCUGGGCCUACGACCUACAUCACAGGACGGGAUUCUAUACGAACAGGCCAGACGGGAGAACCAGGUUCCAAGGGCCCCACUGGACUACAGGGGGAGGCAGGGUCCCAGGGCCCGCCAGGCAACGCUGGCCUACCUGGUCCCCCAGCCUUUAGCCCAGCCCCAAAGGGGUUGCCUGGAAUCUUCGGCACGCCCGGCUACGCGGGGGAGAAGGGCGACCCUGGCCGGCCCGGCUACGGAUUGCCGGGUCUGCCGGGCAGGGACGGCCUCCCCGGAGAGCCCGGUUUGCCUGGCCCGGCGGGCCUGCCCGGCCUCUUCAUACCAGGAGAUAACACGAACAUCACUCUGCUCAUUGGUGCACCCGGCAGCCCUGGCGCGAGCGGACCCAGCGGCCACCCUGGAAUAAAGGGGCCCACAGGUGACCCAGGAGAUUGUGAAUGCGGCGAUGGGGAUGGUCCAGGCAUGCUGAAGGGCCCGCCCGGUCCCCCUGGGUUCCAAGGUGACCCCGGAAGCCCCGGACUCCAGGGCGGCAGGGGAGACGCAGGGAGCCCUGGGCCCCAAGGGCUGCCGGGUGCAUCGGGGCCCAGCGGCUUGCCUGGACGACCUGGACCCCCAGGGCUCAAAGGGAUAAAGGGCGACCCCUAUAUUCCAACAACCAAAGGACAGAAGGGGUUGCCGGGAACCGCGGGAGAGGACGGAUUCCCAGGGCAGCCCGGCCUGAAGGGGCGAGACGGAACGCCGGGGCGACCGGGACCCAAGGGCCCGCCGGGCGACGGUGGCCAAGGGCUGCCGGGAGACGAGGGCACGAAGGGCGUCCCUGGGACGUCGGGUCAGCCCGGGCCUCCGGGCCCGCCGGGCGACGGCUUUCCGGGGGCCGUGGGGCCUCGUGGGGACCCUGGGAGUCCCGGGCGCGAUGGCCCACAGGGGCCACAGGGAAACAAGGGCCAGGCAGGUGAUCCGGGCUGCUGUAACUGCACUGAAGACCGGGUGGGGCAGGGAGGAGAGACCGAAGAGUGCAUGGUGCAACCUCCGAGGGGAGAGCCUGGACCGCCAGGCCUGACCGGACCUCAAGGUCCCAAGGGCUCGCCGGGGUUCGCUGGGGAACCGGGGAUGCCAGGGUUCAAGGGCAUUCGGGGGCAGCCGGGAGAUCCGGGUCCAUCCGGGGCCAUGGGGCCUCCAGGAUCCGCGGGAGCCACGGGGGAUAGGGGACCCCCAGGCUUCCCCGGCCAGGAAGGUGUCCACGGGCGACCUGGUAAAACUGGCACGGCGGGCCCACCGGGGAGGAGAGGGCCACCGGGGGAGGUGCGCGUGGGCCAGCCGGGCUUGCCCGGAGAGCCGGGACGCACGGGGCCACUGGGGUCACGUGGGGAGAGCGGUCAGCCCGGCGUGGAAGGGCAGAAGGGAAACGACGGCACUGCAGGGCGGGCGGGACUCAAAGGGCCGAAGGGCGACUCUGGGCAACCAGGACAGCCGGGCCGGCCGGGCCCCGCAGGUCCUCAAGGGGGCCCGGGCCUGCCCGGGACCUCGGGCUCCACGGGGCCACCUGGGCCAUUUGGAAGACCAGGCCCUGCUGGACAGAAAGGCAGCCCUGGUGACGAGGGCUAUCCAGGCCCACAAGGAGCGAAGGGACUGACCGGGCCACCGGGUUUUCCUGGCCCACCGGGAAAGCUGGGCUCGGUAGGCUCCUCGGGAGUGCCGGGCAUCGCUGGGAUGCCCGGGAAGGACAGCACCAAAGGUGCCAAGGGCAGUGCGGGCAUGGCUGGAUUCCCCGGGGUGCCCGGGGCAAGGGGCCCACAGGGCCUCCCAGGCCAGAUUGGCCCACAAGGCCCAGUUGGCAGCAAGGGCCUCCGGGGCCAGACGGGCAGCCAAGGGCAGAAGGGUUCCCGCGGGGAGGAGGGCCCCCCUGGACCCCCGCCAGUUUUUCUCAAGGCGGAAAUUAACGGCAUUCCGGGAGACCGGGGAGAACUGGGAACGCCGGGCGUUUCUGGGGAAACAGGUGAAAAGGGGAUGCCCGGAUUCCAGGGGAGCCCGGGAAUCCCCGGCCUCCCAGGCACUCCCAGCUUCAACAAGGGGGAGGUGGGAGCGCCUGGCAUCCCGGGCAAACCGGGCCUUCCCGGCGACGUUGGCCCUGCCGGCACCCGUGGCAUCUCGGGAUUCCCUGGCAUGCCGGGACAGCAGGGUGAACUGGGCUCUCAGGGGCCUUCAGGCCCACCAGGAAACGAUGGACUCCAAGGCCCAAAAGGGGACCCCGGAGAUGCCACUGCCAUACCUGGAAGCCCCGGGUCAAGGGGCGAACCAGGCUUACCUGGGCAGCCAGGUGGGCAUGGUUUUGAGGGCGACCUGGGCCAGAGGGGACCGAGCGGACUGCCGGGGGUUCUGGGUGCCAAGGGGACGCGGGGAGACCCCGGCCGUGCGGGUGCAGCCGGGUUCGCUGGAAAUCCAGGCAGCCCGGGUUUGCUGGGCGCCGCGGGGUCUGAGGGCCAACCAGGGCCUCGUGGCACUCCAGGCCCGACAGGACCCACCGGGCAAAAAGGUUCCCGUGGAUCUCCGGGGACGGACGGACUGGAUGGAGUCCCCGGGAAAAAGGGGCUCCAGGGAUCUCCGGGCUCCUCGCUGCCCGGAUCUGAGGGCCUCAGUGGUCCCCGUGGUCCCAAGGGCGUGCCUGGGAUCCCGGCCCUGGGAAUCGGUCCCCAGGGCAUCCCCGGGGAAAAGGGAGUCAAGGGAGACAUUGGCUGCUCUGGUGAACCGGGUGUCGAGGGUCCCCCUGGUCCCAUUGGAGCUCAAGGUUUCCCUGCUCCCCUGCCAGGCGAAGAAGGGGACCAGGGUCCCCCAGGAUCACAAGGAUUUCCAGGUCCAAGAGGCAAGUUUGGGCCCUCCGGCACACCCGGCCUCACUGGAGCGAAGGGGGUGGGGGGGCCACCCGGAGAUAAUGGGCCGGACGGCCCAGCAGGGCCCGCGGGCAACAGCGGACGACCUGGCGGGCCAGGCCCUCCUGGGAUCGCCGGCCUAAAGGGACCGCGGGGAGACACUGGCUCUCAGGGUCCCACCGGAACGCGGGGUUUCCCGGGCGAUCCAGGAUCCGCUGGAACAAAGGGAAGCACGGGGCCUACAGGCGUAGCGGGCGGCCAGGGCCCUCCAGGCCCGCCCGGGAAGCCAAUGAAGGUCCAAGCGGCGCGCGGGUCCAACGGCCUUCCCGGCACCCCGGGUCAGAUGGGCUUCAAGGGCGACGCUGGAGCCAAGGGCCUGCAGGGCCAGUCAGGGGAUCGGGGCAACCGUGGGCUGCCCGGCCUGAACGGUCGGGACGGGCGGCCCGGCGCCGCGGGGUCGCCCGGUGACCCCGGCAACUCGGGGUUCCCCGGGAAGAUCGGGCCGCAAGGCUCAGCGGGCCGGAGCGGAACUCCGGGCCCGGCGGGGAUGCCGGGCCGCGGCAUGAACGUGGGCUUCUUGCUCGUGAAGCACAGCCAGACGGACGGCGUGCCCAUGUGCCCCGUGGGCAUGGGCCGAGUGUGGGACGGCUUCAGCCUGCUGUACGUGGAGGGCAGCGAGAAGGCCCACAACCAGGACCUGGGGCUGGCCGGCUCCUGCCUGCCGCGCUUCAGCACCAUGCCCUUCGUCUACUGCAACAUCAACGAGGUGUGCAACUACGCGUCGCGCAACGACAAGUCCUACUGGCUCUCCACGACGGCGCCCAUCCCAAUGAUGCCCGUGGCCGACGACGACAUCCGGCCGUACGUCAGCCGCUGCGCGGUGUGCGAGGCUCCGGCGCAGGCCAUCGCCGUGCAUAGCCAGGACGUGAGCAUCCCGCCGUGCCCCGUGGGAUACCGCAGCCUCUGGAUCGGAUACUCCUUCCUCAUGCACACGGCCGCGGGCGCGGAGGGCGGCGGGCAGUCGCUGGCGUCUCCCGGCUCGUGCCUCGAGGACUUCCGCGCCACUCCCUUCAUCGAGUGCAACGGAGCCCGCGGCACCUGCCACUUCUUCGCCAACAAGUACAGCUUCUGGCUCACGGCCGUGGAGGAGGCCCAGCAGUUCGCCGACGCGCCGCGCCCGGAGACGCUCAAGGCCGGGCAGCCGCGCACCCGCGUCAGCCGCUGCCAGGUGUGCAUGAAGAACCUCUAGCCGGGACGACGCCAUCCGCCUGCCCGCCCGCCGGCCACCCACGCGUACGGGCAGACUCGCCGGGCCGCCGGUUCCCCCCCCCCCCCACGCCGUCUCUCUCUCUCGUUCGUCGCACGCGGCUCGGUCGCCUCCGCCGCUGCCGGAGGAUUCGCGGCAGUGGUGGCUGGGUUUGGGGGGGGGGGGUCAAUGUAAAAACUAGAGAGGUCGGGGGGGGGGGCACGGCACCGUCGAUGUUAAGCAAACGUGAGCCAGAGGGAGUCACGAUAGGAUCGGCUUUCGUCUGCCGUGCAUUCUACCUGGGGCUGUCUCACCCCGCCGCCCGUGUGUGGAUAGGGUAGGGGCUGUUCAUGGUUAUGGGAUUUCGCCAAACCGGGGAUAAGUUUGAAGGAAAAAACGCUACUGGUGCUAAAUAUUUUACGGACAUUUUUUUGACUUGACUAAGAAUAUAGAAGGGGGGGAGGGGGCUGAGCCUCCAGCUUGGGGUUGCUCAGCCCCCCGGCCCCACCACGCCACCCCUCCACACCCUCUCAGUCCCCCCACGCACCCCAAUGACGCUACAGGGCUUAAACCUUGUCUCGGCAGAAUCUCCUAAAUUAUGUUACAUCGUCUUGUCGUUGAGCUCGUUUGGACUGCAAAGCAGGUAAAGAGUGUGCUGUGUGCCAGGCUGACCAAAAUGUGGCGGCUGUAGGACGCUGUCUGUCGCAAAAGGGGGGUGGGGCGGGAGGGAAGGGGGGUUGGAUGGGGGGUGUUGAUGCCAUCGAUGAGGCCCAGGAGGUGCCAUGGUACAUGAGCCACUCCGUUUGGAGGUUGAGCCUCGACAACGUUCCGAGCGAUCGUUCCCAGUUGCCGCUGGCUGCUGCCCGCUUCACGAUGCACGGCGCUGGGGGAGUGGCGAGCUCACGGCACACGCACGGCCGUGUGGGUACCGGUGGAAGCGCCAACGCCGCCCGCCGCCACCGUACGGGCAGCUUUGUGUCCGCCCGCUCGUCCCCCAAAUCCUAGAGGCGUCAGUUCGUCCGCUACCGCAAGCCGACGUGCGUGGACACCAGCCGGAGUUGUCUCCCCAACGCCGAGGAGGAUGUGGGAUGGCUCUGGAUGCAAACCCAGCGUUACCACUCCAGUCACCACUGUUGUCAUCGUCGUCGUCGUCAUCCGGACGUGGCCGUUACGGUUGUUGCUUUUGUUGUUGCUUUUGUUGUUGUUUUGUUUGUUGGCGGGGAGACUCGCCUGGGGCCGAGCUUAGCCGCAGGCCACGAUGUCGCGACACGCGCGUGCCCACGUGCUCACGCACACACCUACGAAUGAAUACGCACGUGUAUAGGCAUACGCAUGAGCACGCGUACACACGCAUGCAUCAUAAUUACGAAAAUGUUAUGUUUAGUUUUAUAUACAGCGUGGUCGUUCAUUCGAAUUGCAUCCCACAUUCGCUGAUGAACCGAGUGGGAAGGCAACAGCCCAAGCAGUGAGCUGGUACCAACAAUAGCCCACGCUCUACAGUGCUCUAUAUAUUGAGAUGUUUCCAGCCAAUCAGCGAGUGUCCAUACAUAUUGGAGGAAACUGGAGCAUCUGGAGAAACCCCCCUUGUGCGCAAGGGACCAAAGAAGGGACAGAUUAUAUUUAAAACUAAACUUUUUAUUUUAUCAGGUGAGGCCCACUGAGCUAUGUAGCUCAUUUUUAGAAGCGACAAAUGAUAGCUCAACGAAGUGGUUUAUCACGCGGGAAAUUCUAGUAGCCAAAUACUCUCGCUGCUUCCACCGGUGCUGGAUUACAAGCCACGUGCGUAGCCACCACCGCCCGGCUACAUGCAUGCUCAGACACUCAUGCGUGUGUACACGCGUAUACAUGCGUGUGUACACGUGUAGGCAUGCGUGUGUACACGUGUAGAAAUGCGUGCACUGAGACAUGUGUUAGCGAUCGCUGCAUUGAGCCACUGAUAGUGACAAUCAUGCCAAUAGUUCAAGAAUGUUAUGGAGGCAUAAAAAUGGGCGCAGGCGUUACAGCUCCCCGAUGUGUAUUCGGUGCGGUAUGGCCUUGUGUUGCGCGUCACGAUGUCCGACGUUUCGCCCCACGUGCUGGGAGCUUCCUGAAGAAGCGUGUGAAGCGAAACCUCAGACAACACUCGGUACAACCCUAAAAAUACAUCCGAGAGCUGUACGGCGGCACAACCGCGAUAACCCCGCGCAGUUUGAACUCCGGCCUUCGUGCAGCCACAGCAGCAGCGUCAGGGCGCCCUGAGCCAAAGCCAUGAAGAGCGACGAUCAACGCCUACAGCUUGACAGCAGAGUCCCUGUGAUGGCCACACCGAGGAUGAUAAUCGCACUCAGCCAAAGAGCAGGGAGGUGCGAGAGAUCGUCGUCGUCGUUAUAGACACCGGGCAGUUUGCUUGCCGAUAUCGCGGUCCACAUUUGCCAAAUAUGAAAUAGUACCCGCCAAAAAAACUCAGUUGGCGAUUACGCUAUGCAAUGGUCACCUACCUACUGCAACAACAAACAAU
Molecule: messenger RNA, 8231 nt
Organism: Petromyzon marinus (sea lamprey)
Lineage: Eukaryota; Metazoa; Chordata; Hyperoartia; Petromyzontiformes; Petromyzontidae
Source: RefSeq, a predicted model, not a curated record